Messenger RNA from Lactuca virosa, 2511 nucleotides. Lineage: Eukaryota; Viridiplantae; Streptophyta; Magnoliopsida; Asterales; Asteraceae. The record is from the annotation of a GenBank genome assembly.
AUGCAUCCUUGUGUUUUUAUAAUUUUCUCACUUUUGUUGCUAUGCCUAAAGAAUACAACUGCCAACCAAUUGGUAACACUGGGAGGAGGAGGAGAUGAUAAUGGUGAUAUGAACAAGUGUUUGGAAAAGGAGAGAGAUGCUCUCCUUCAAUUCAAAGCAAACCUUCAUGACCCUGAUGGUCGUCUGUCUACAUGGGGAACCGAAGAAGAUGACUGCUGUAACUGGAUUGGAGUCAGGUGCCACAGCCAAACAGGUCAUCAUGUCACGGAGCUUGAUAUCAGCGACUAUAAUAUUGGAGGUGAGAUUAGCUAUUCAUUGGUUAACUUAACCUACUUGAAUCAUCUUGAUCUUUCUGGCAAUUCUUUUCAUGGAACCAUUCCCACCUUCAUUGGUUCCUUGACCCAAUUAAUGCACCUUGGCCUUUCCCGCAACUCUUUCAAUGGAACCAUUCCCAGGUCCAUUGGUUCUUUGACCGAAUUAAGGUACCUUGACCUUUCUUAUAACUCUGUUUAUGGAAUCAUUCCUUCAGAGUUUGGAAACCUCACCAAGUUGCACAUGCUUUAUCUUCGAGAUCUUGGAAGUUGUAGAGUUGAAAAUGUAGAGUGGCUGGUUCAUCUCUCUCAUCUACAGCAACUUGAAAUGGAUGGGAUAUCCCUAGCCAAAGAAAAUCAUUGGGUAGAUGUUAUUCUGAGUCUCCAGAAACUAACACAUUUAAGUUUAUUGGGAUGUGAGCUCUCACAUGUCAUGUAUCCAUAUUCUUCAUUUCUCAACUCUUCUUCAUCUAUAUCUUUCCUUUAUCUCGGAAACAACAAUCUUACAUCAUCAAUGUUUCAUUGGUUGUCCCCAUUGACCAGCGAUAAGCUUCGUCAUCUUGAUAUCUCUAGAAACAUGUUAGAUGGGAUACCCAAAUAUCUUGGUAACCUCUGUAGUUUGGAACAUUUUGAAUUUCAUAACAAUUCUGCUGUUGUCAGUUUUCCUGAUUUUCUCAACAACUUGUCUGGAUGCACAUUGUGUACAUUAGCAGAGUUGGAAGCUUCUCAUAGCCAUUUUACAGGGCCACUGUCAGAUAUGAUUGAAAAAUUUUCUUCCCUAGAAAGAUUGUCCCUAUCCAGUAAUCAAUUAAAUGGCACUAUAAAUGAGAAAUUGUUUGAACUGCCCAACCUUCUUGAUAUAGAUCUUUCACAAAACUCAUUCGAAGGAGGUCAUUCCCUAGAUCACAUGUCAAACCUUUCUUAUGUAGAGUAUCUUAAUGUGAGCUCUGCCAAACUAGGGCCUUACUUCCCCAAAUGGAUUCAAACACUCAAAAAUCUUACCCGUCUGGAUAUUGCCAACACUAGAAUUUCAGACACCAUUCCUCUGGGGUUUUGGGACAUGUGGCCUUCUCAAUUACAAUAUUUGAAUCUCUCUUCGAACAAUAUCAGCGGGAAAAUACCAGAUUUAUCGUCAAAUUUUGACUACAAUUCAGUGAUAGAUUUGAGAUCUAACAACUUUUCCGGUCUGAUACCAAAUGUUUCUUCCACUGUGCAAUCGCUAAAUCUUUCCAAAAACAAAUUCUAUGGAGGAAUCUUUUUUUUAUGCCAAAUUGAAGAUGGCUAUUUAAGAUUUCUUGACCUCUCCGAUAACUUUCUAACCGGACAGCUUCCAGACUGCUUGUGGCAUUUCAAAAAACUAAAAGUUCUUAAUCUAGGAAACAACAAUCUAUCUGGAAGGCUUCCUCUAGCUGUUGGAUGUUUGAUCAAACUGGAGGCAUUGUAUUUAUACAGGAACAACUUUUCUGGAGAAUUGCCUCUGUCUCUAAAGAAUUGCACGAGUUUAACCUCGUUGAAUUUGGGGGCCAAUAAGUUUUCUGGUAAUGUGCCUGUUUGGAUUGGGGAAAACUUAUGGGGGUUGUAUGUUCUUAUCCUAAGCUCAAACAACUUCUUUGGAACCAUCCCUUUACAAUUAUGUCAACUACCGAAUCUUCAUAUUCUAGACUUGUCAAGGAACCAUCUCCAUGGAACCAUCCCCUCGUGUUUGAAUAAUCUUACGAGCAUGGUUCAAGGAGGAUUCUUAGCUACACAAAUCGGACAUUUUUUCUAUUCAAUUUCACAUUUUUGGCAUGGUUCAACAAGUUAUUUUGACCAUGCAGUGAUUGAGUGGCAAGGAGCUGAACGGAGAAUCCCAUCUAGCACACAACUUCAGUCCUUUGAACCAUCAAGAUACGAUGGAAAUCCAAGACUAUGUGGACCUCCCAUUAACAAGAAAUGUCAUGGAGAUGAAGAACUUGAAGAACCACCUGUUGUUGUUGGUAGAAAUGAGGGAGAUGAGGAAGGUGUUGAUGAAGUUUGGGGAUGGUUCUAUAUUGGUGUAGGGACUGGUUUUGCUACUGGAUUUUGGAUAGCAUGUGGUGUCUUACUUCUCAACCGUCGAUGGAGACAUGCUUUUUCUCUGUUCUUUGAUGGCUUCAAAGAUUGGGUUUAUGUGAAGGUGGUUGUAUUUGUUGCAAAUUUGCAGAAGGUUAGACAGACAUAG